AUGGCAGAACAAGCAGGAGCAGAUGAGAUCGUUAAUGACAAUAAUGGAGAGGCUUUUGAUAUGAGGCGUGCUUUAACCGACCUAAACAAUAAUGUGUGUGUAUUGAAAAGUGUUUUGAUUGGAGAGAUAACAACCUACGAAGCGGACCCGCAAAAUCAAGCUGAUAAUUUUGCAUUCCAUCUUAACAUGUUUAACAAUGUUGCCGAUUCAUUGAAGCAGGAGGUUGACGCUUUAGAUCUCGAAUUGGGCAGCUAUUUUAUAUGGCUGCAAAAACCCUGCCCUGAAUACAUAGGAUACUGUAAUUCACUAGAAAACAUUGAUCUUAUUUUGGACGAAGCAAUUGAUUUAAUUUGGCAACAUUGGUUACCUGAUCUGGAAGAAAGAGUGGAGAGACAUAGGGAGAGAGAGAUAAGACAAGUGGUGGAAGAUCUAAGGAGCAUAAAAAUUUCAGGAGAUCAUCUUAAUGAAAAUAUUACGUGUGUUAUUUGUUUAUCUGAUUUUGAAGGGGCAGAAGAGGCGUGCCAGUUGCGUUGCCAUGAACGCCACAUAUUUCACAGGGAAUGUAUUGAAAAAUGGUUGAAGAGGCAAAAUCAGUGUCCCAUGUGCAGGGCCCCAGUAUUUUGGAGGAAAGUUGUUAGAGAUAGAGAGAUUGGUACACUUAGAGUUGCUCUUCACUUGAAUAAUUAG
Messenger RNA from Cryptomeria japonica (Japanese cedar), 687 nucleotides. RefSeq lists its product as uncharacterized. Bases 1 to 687 code for a protein of 228 amino acids. The transcript has a single exon. NCBI's taxonomy places the organism in Eukaryota, Viridiplantae, Streptophyta, Pinopsida, Cupressales, Cupressaceae. The record is from RefSeq and is a predicted model, not a curated record.